UCGAGUGAGGCAGAAGUAAAUGACAAAGCAACAUUUAUUUUCACAGAAUCUGAUGUUUGAAUGUUAAUAACUCCCACAAAUUUAUUACUCCAAAAUUCAACUCUUUGAAAUAACUAAGAAUCUGGAUUUUCUCUCUGAUGUUUGGUUCCAUGGCUUCCACCUCUCUCAAGUGUCUCCUCCUCUUCCUUUCUCUCUCUACAAUUUCCGCUCUGAAUCCCAAUUCCACACAGUCCCAUCUCUCCUCACUCAACCAGCUCUGCAAAUCCGCGCCAUACCCAAAUGCCUGCUUCGAUUCCCUCAAGCUCUCUCUCUCCAUCAACAUCUCCCCCAACAUUCUCUCUCUCCUCCUGCAAUCCCUCUCCGCCGCCUUAUCCCAAGGCCCACAUCUCUCAUCCCUCCUCUCCACCGCCGGAGGCGCCAACCUCGUCGAGAAACAGAGGGGCGCCAUCCAAGACUGCAGAGAGCUGCACCGCAUCACAUUGUCUUCCCUCAACAAAUCCAUAUCCCGAUUGCCCGCCGCCGACUCCAACAAGCUAGCCGACGCUCGAGCGUUUCUCAGCGCCGCCAUGACCAACAAGAUCACCUGCUUGGAGGGCCUAGAUUCCGCCACCGGCCCCAUGAAAGCGCCGCUGCUCGACUCCAUUUCCGCCAUCUAUAUGCAAGUUUCGAACGCGCUCUCGAUGCUGUCCAAGCCCGGCGUGCGGCGCGGCGGCAACAACAGGAGGCGCCUGCUCGGCUUCCCGCGGUGGCUUUCGAGGAAGGCGCGCCGGGUUCUUCAGAGCUCCGGCGACGAGUAUGAUCCGAGUCAAGUGCUGACGGUGGCGGCGGACGGAACCGGGAAUUUCACUACACUUAGCGACGCGAUCAACUUCGCCCCAAAUAAUAGUAUCGACAGAGUCAUCAUAUAUGUUAAAGAGGGAGUUUAUGAAGAAAACGUCGAGAUCCCGAGCUGGAAGCCCAACAUCGUCUUACUCGGCGAUGGCAGCGACGUCACUUUCAUCACCGGCAACAGAAGCGUCGUCGAUGGAUGGACUACUUUCAGAUCCGCCACCGUCGCUGUAUCGGGCGAGGGAUUUCUAGCACGCGACAUAACGUUCGAGAACACGGCGGGGCCGGAGAAGCACCAGGCGGUGGCACUGCGCGUGAGCGCGGACUUAGCGGCGGUGUACAGAUGCGUGAUGACGGGGUUCCAGGACACGCUGUACGUGCACUCAUUCCGGCAGUUCUACCGCGAGUGCGACGUGUACGGGACAAUCGACUACGUGUUCGGGAACGCGGCGGCGGUGCUCCAGGGCUGCAACAUCGUGUCGAGGAUGCCGAUGCCGGGGCAGUUCACGGUGAUCACGGCCCAGUCGCGCGGCAGCCCCGACGAGGACACGGGCAUUUCGAUGCAGAAUUGCUCCAUCCUGGCGACGGAGGAUCUGUAUUCGAACGCGACGGCGGUGAAGAGCUACCUGGGGCGGCCGUGGAGGAACUAUUCGAGGGCGGUGCUCCUGGAGUCGUAUAUCGAUGACUUUAUUGCUCCGGUGGGGUGGACUAACUGGGAUGGGGAGCAGGGCCUUGAUACCUUGUAUUAUGGGGAGUAUCAGAACUACGGGCCGGGCUCCACCACGGAUGCCCGCGUUGAUUGGCCGGGCUUUCAUCUCAUGGACUACGAGGAUGCCUCCGCCUUUACGGUUUCAUCGUUUAUCACGGCCCAGGAGUGGCUCGAUUCCACCUCUUUUCCUUACGAUGAUCAGCUCUGAUUCAUUCCGUAUAUUUAAUCUUCACUUUUUCUUGAUUUUAUUUUCUUAUUCUACCCCUUCAUUCACUUUUGAAUCAAAUUUAAAUUAUAAAAAUUAUCAAAGGUAUUCGAAUAUUUUGAUUAAUAAAUUAAAUAUUAACUAUAUUUUGUUAA
This is a messenger RNA of Salvia miltiorrhiza (redroot sage), 1897 nucleotides long. Its product is annotated as probable pectinesterase/pectinesterase inhibitor 12. Gene Ontology annotation, biological process: cell wall modification. Bases 138 to 1745 code for a protein of 535 amino acids. Gene Ontology annotation, molecular function: pectinesterase inhibitor activity; pectinesterase activity. The record is from RefSeq and is a predicted model, not a curated record. The transcript has 2 exons. NCBI's taxonomy places the organism in Eukaryota, Viridiplantae, Streptophyta, Magnoliopsida, Lamiales, Lamiaceae.